Messenger RNA from Grus americana (Whooping crane), 2573 nucleotides. RefSeq names its product cGMP-dependent protein kinase 1-like. The record is from RefSeq and is a predicted model, not a curated record. Lineage: Eukaryota; Metazoa; Chordata; Aves; Gruiformes; Gruidae. Gene Ontology annotation, biological process: protein phosphorylation. The transcript has 20 exons. The coding region runs from base 516 to 2477 and encodes 653 amino acids. Gene Ontology annotation, molecular function: cGMP-dependent protein kinase activity; ATP binding.
CAGCCCCCGGCACCGGCAGCAGCCACGGCCCAGGGUGCCCGGGAGGACGGGACAGGUCACCGCGUCCCCGUGCUGAGCCGUGCCAGGGGCAGCGCCGAGGCCCCUCCGGGCUCCUCGUACCGGCGGCACAACCUUUGCACGGGGCAGGGAGCGCCCGGGCACGGUGCCCGCGGGAUCGCACGCCUGCCUUGCUGGGGGCCGCGGCCGGGGCAGACCCUGCCGGCAGCCGCGUGGGGCUGUGGCCUCUGCCCAGGGACCCCCUGCCUGCACCGGGAUCCUGCCUGCACCGGGGUCCUGCCUGCGCCGGGGUCCUGCCUGCGCCGGGGCCCUGCCCACGCUGCCCCCAGGGCCAAGGAGUUGGGGUACAGUGGGGUCCGAGUGCCGGCACUGCAGGGUCCUGGGUGUCCCUCACCGCGCUGUGGCCACCCGUGCCGUGCUGUGCCGGGCCGUGCAGAGCCAACGCCGGCAGCACCGUGCCGAGCCUGGGCACCGGGACCGGUGGCGGCGGCACGGGGAUGGACGCGCGGCUGCAGGAGCUGCGGGAGGAGACGACCUUCCUGCGGGACGUGGCACGGGAGGAGGCCACGGAGCCGCCCUGCAGCCAGUGGGACAGCCACGCACCGGCCAUCGUCCCCGAGCCCCUGGCCAGCGACGCCGCCGUCCGCGUGCCCAACAGCCCCACGUCGCACAGGGACCUCGGCCUGAUCGCGGAGGCGGUGGGACGCAGCGAGUUCCUGCGGCGCCUGGGCGAGGGCUGCCCCGAGGCGCUGGCCCAGAGCUUCACCCCCGUCCGGCACAGCCCUGGUGACACGGUGCUGGCCGAGGGCGCCGAGGGCACGGCCAUGUACAUCGUGGCGGAGGGGCAGCUCAGCGUGAGCCAGCAGGGCCGGCCGCUCCGCACGCUGGGGCCGGGUGACGUGUUUGGGGAGCUGGCCCUCCUCUACCACUGCAGGCGCACGGCCACCGUGCAGGCGCUCGGCCCCGUGCGCCUCUGGGCCAUCGACAGGCAGCGGUACCGCGCCAUCGCCACCAGCAACGCCAAGCGGAGACGAGACGAGAUCCUGAGCUCCCUGCGGACGGUGCCCUGGCUACGGGACCUCUCCCACAGCCACCUCUGCAAGCUGCUGGACGCCAUGGAGGAGUGCACCUUCCCGCCCGGCCACGUCAUUAUCCACGAAGGGGACGAGGCGGAAAACUUCUACAUCAUCCUGAAGGGAGAGGUGCGGGUGAGCCGGCGGGUGCUGGGGCGGCAGAGGCCGGUCCGCGUCCUGCGCGCCGGGGAGCACUUCGGGGAGCGGGCCCUGCUGCGGAACACCCCCCGGACGGCGUCGUGCCAGGCCCAGGGACACGUCACCUGCGUCACCAUGGCCAAGGAUGACUUCCAGGAGAUCAGCCCCUUCUGCCCCCCGGAGCCCCCGGAGCCGGACGUGUGUGAUGGAGACGCAGCAGCCCCCGAGGAUCCCGGGAGGGGCUGGGGGUCCCCAAUCCUGCGGCAGCCCCCGGCACCGGAGCGGCUGGAGGACCUGGUGGCCGUGCGCUACGAGGAGGGUCAGUGGCAGGGCCAGCGCAUCGUCCUGGGCACCGGCGGCUUUGGCCGGGUCGAGCUGGUGCGGUGCCAGGAGCGGCUCUUUGCGCUGAAGCGGAUCCGCAAGGACUGGGUGGUGCGGCGGCAGCAGCAGGAGCACGUGCGCACCGAGCGGCGCGUGCUGGCGGGCAGCCGCAGCCCCUUCAUCGUGGGGUUUUUCGGCACCUUCCGGGACGGGCAGUACGUCUACCUGCUGCUGGAGUUCUGCCAGGGCGGCGAGCUGUGGACCAAGCUGCGCGAGAUGCGCUGCUUCGAGGAGCCGCUGGCCGUGUUCUGCUGCGCCUGCGUGGUCGAGGGCCUCGAGUACCUGCACGGCCGCGGCAUCGUCUACCGUGACCUGAAGCCGGAGAACCUCAUGCUGGACCAGCGCGGCUACGUCAAGCUGGUCGACUUUGGCUUCGCCAAGGAGCUGGGGCGGGGGGAGAAGACCUACUCCUUCUGCGGGACCCCCGAGUACCUGGCGCCAGAGAUGCUGCGCCAGGAGGGCCACGACUUCGCCGUCGACUUCUGGAUGCUGGGCAUCCUCGCCUUCGAGCUGCUGGUGGGCAGGCCCCCCUUCCACAGCGCCGACCCCCAGCAGAUCUACAGCCGCAUCCUGGACGGCGUCUUCUCCUUCCCCGCCUUCCUCGGCGAGGCCGCCUGCUCCCUCAUCAGCAAACUCUGCAGACGCCGUCCGGGGCAGCGCCUGGGGAACACGGCCAGCGGCAUCCGCGGCAUCAAGAAGCACAGGUGGUUCGGGGCCCUGAAGUGGAGGAAGCUCGUGCUGCGGCAGCUGGAGGCACCCACCCUGCGGCUCAUCAAGGAGGGACCCCCCUACGUCAACUUCAAGCGUUUCUCGGUCGACUGGACGCCAGCGGAGGACGAGUGCUCGGGCUGGGACGAGGAUUUCUGAUGGCAGCGGGACCCCCCCAUCCAGGGCGAUGCUCUUUGGGGUGGGGGGGGCUGCCCUGGGGCAGUAAAUCGCAGGGCCUCAGCGGGGUGCAGGAAG